This is a messenger RNA of Enhydra lutris kenyoni (northern sea otter), 4611 nucleotides long. Its product is annotated as KIAA0319 ortholog. NCBI's taxonomy places the organism in Eukaryota, Metazoa, Chordata, Mammalia, Carnivora, Mustelidae. Gene Ontology annotation, cellular component: cytoplasmic vesicle; plasma membrane. Gene Ontology annotation, biological process: negative regulation of dendrite development; neuron migration. The record is from RefSeq and is a predicted model, not a curated record.
AUGGCACCCCCCACCAGUGUGCUCUCCUCUUUACUGCUGCUGGCCACUGUUGCAGGUUGUGCCUGUGGCCCGUGCAGCGAGGGGAGGACAUUCGCCAAUGCCGUCAUUUCACCAAACCUGGAAACUACCCGAAUCGCAUGGGUGCCUCAGACCAGCCCCGUGGCGGACUGCACGGCCGCGUGCUGUGACCUGGCCCUCUGUGACCUGGCCUGGUGGUUUGAGGGCCGCUGCUACCUGGUGAGCUGCCCGCGCUCCGAGAGCUGCGAGCCCAGGGAGAUGGGCUCCGUCAGGUCCUACCUCACCUUCGUGGGCAGGCCGGCCCGCAGGCCCUGGCAGCUCCUCCGCUACAGGGAGAUGGUGCUCCGCAGGAGGUCCCCCUCGGGACUCUGGGGGGACUCUCCUGAGGGUCUCAGAAAGGACUUGUCUCCUCUGGGCCCCGCUCUCCGCCUGAGAAGGGCGUCGGAGUACUCCGAUGACUACAGGGACCCUGAGCAAGACCACUUCCAGCCCCUCAGCAAGCAGGAGCCCAGAGGCAGUGCCGAGUACACCGACUGGGGCCUGUUCCCGGGUGGCCCCUCUGCUGGAGACGGCCUGCCCGGGGCCGCCGAGGAGCAGGAGGACCCUGAGUGGGGCCCAGAGGAGAUGUCGGAGUACUCCGAUGACUACAGGGACCCUGAGCAGGACCCCUUCCAGCCCCUCAGCAAGCAGGAGCCCAGAGGCAGUGACGAGUACAUGGACUGGGGCCUGUUCCCGGGCAUCCCCUCUGCUGGAGACGGCCUGCCCGGGGCCGCCCAGGAGCAGAAGGAUCCUGUGCUCCAUCCGCUGAAUGGGUCAGCACGGACCCCGGCCCCAAAACGAUCCUCGGAGAGCAGGACGUCGCUGCCCUGGGUGACAGCUCCACCUUCCAGAGAGGCCUUGGGAAGGGAGACUGUUGGGCUCCAGGACGCAUCUAGCAGUGGCUCUGGGGAAGAGGUUCUAAUGCCUUCCCGUCAUCCUUCUCCAGCCAGACUGGAGUUCAGCCCAGCCUCUACUGAGGAGAGCCCACUUCUCACAGUCCCCACAAGGAGCCCGGAUCAUGGCGCCCCAACCCGUCCCGCUAGCCUCAUCCCUGCUGAGUCCACCCCGUCAGAGCAACCUGUAUCUCCGACCACUGCUCCCCGGACAGUGAAAGAACUCUUGGUGUGGGCUGGCGAGAAUCGAAUUGUGACUUUGCCGGAGCGCAAGGUGGAACUGAAGGCUUCUGUCGUGCCCGCACCGCCUGCAGUCUAUGUCAACUCAGUAACACAAGGCCCUUUGAGGCCCUCGUUGGCCUCCCCUGGGCCUGGGCCAGUGAUGGUUGCAGGGUGGGCAGCAGCCGUAUUCCAAGGGGUCGAUGGCAGAGCUUGUCAGCAAAGUCGAACAGGAGGCAUUCUUGUUGUGCCUGUGGCCCCGUGCAGCGAGGGGAGGACAUUCGCCAAUGCCGUCAUUUCACCAAACCUGGAAACUACCCGAAUCGCAUGGGUGCCUCAGACCAGCCCCGUGGCGGACUGCACGGCCGCGUGCUGUGACCUGGCCCUCUGUGACCUGGCCUGGUGGUUUGAGGGCCGCUGCUACCUGGUGAGCUGCCCGCGCUCCGAGAGCUGCGAGCCCAGGGAGAUGGGCUCCGUCAGGUCCUACCUCACCUUCGUGGGCAGGCCGGCCCGCAGGCCCUGGCAGCUCCUCCGCUACAGGGAGAUGGUGCUCCGCAGGAGGUCCCCCUCGGGACUCUGGGGGGACUCUCCUGAGGGUCUCAGAAAGGACUUGUCUCCUCUGGGCCCCGCUCUCCGCCUGAGAAGGGCGUCGGAGUACUCCGAUGACUACAGGGACCCUGAGCAAGACCACUUCCAGCCCCUCAGCAAGCAGGAGCCCAGAGGCAGUGCCGAGUACACCGACUGGGGCCUGUUCCCGGGUGGCCCCUCUGCUGGAGACGGCCUGCCCGGGGCCGCCGAGGAGCAGGAGGACCCUGAGUGGGGCCCAGAGGAGAUGUCGGAGUACUCCGAUGACUACAGGGACCCUGAGCAGGACCCCUUCCAGCCCCUCAGCAAGCAGGAGCCCAGAGGCAGUGACGAGUACAUGGACUGGGGCCUGUUCCCGGGCAGCCCCUCUGCUGGAGACGGCCUGCCCGGGGCCGCCCAGGAGCAGAAGGAUCCUGUGCUCCAUCCGCUGAAUGGGUCAGCACGGACCCCGGCCCCAAAACGAUCCUCGGAGAGCAGGACGUCGCUGCCCUGGGUGACAGCUCCACCUUCCAGAGAGGCCUUGGGAAGGGAGACUGUUGGGCUCCAGGACGCAUCUAGCAGUGGCUCUGGGGAAGAGGUGGGCUGGGUAGCUCAGGGUGGGCGGUGCAUGGAGGGGCUGUGCGGGCGGGAGGCCGGGGGCUGGACACAUCAGAAUGUAACCCUCACAGCCUCCGGGAGCCAGACGCAUCUUGUUCCUCUGCUGCGCCUUCGGGACCAGAGUGUGAAAAAGAAACACAUUUCUGCCCUCACAAGCCAGUCAUCUCAUGAUGAUGACUCGGCACUUCUCCCAGGCGUCUGUGACUUCGGGGCUGUAGUCCUUCCACGCGAGCAGCAGCUGUGCCCUGCGCACCCAGCGCUCCCGAAUGUGGAGAUUCCCUCUUUCAGCCAGGCUGCGUCCGCUCAGAGCAAGACGAGCAUGCGCACGCCUUACUCGAGCCUCAGUGAGCAGCCCCCUGACGAAUACUGGAGGCGGGCAGAGUGUGACAUUCCUCCAGGAAACUCCCAGCUGUCUUCAGAAAGUACAGAUGACACUAAAAUCGUGAGUUAUCGCUGGGAAGAAAUUAGUGGCCCCUCCCGAGAGAAGAAGACCCCAGCUGACUCCCCUGUCUUCCAUCUGUCUAACCUCAUCCCUGGAAACUACACUUUCAGACUGACUGUUACAGACUCGGAUGGAGCCACUAACUCCACAACUGCAGCCCUCAUAGUCAACAGUGCUGUGGACCAUCCUCCAGUUGCUAAUGCAGGACCAGAUCAGACCAUAACUUUGCCCCAAAACUCCAUCACUUUGAAUGGAAACCAGAGCAGUGAUGAUCACCAGAUUGUCGUCUAUGAGUGGUCCCUGGGUCCAGGGAGUGAGAGCAAAGAGGUGGCCAUGCAGGGCGUCAAGACGCCAUACCUUCAUUUGUCUGCCCUGCAGGAAGGAGACUAUACAUUCCAGCUGACGGUGACGGAUUCUUCAAAGCAGUAGUCCACGGCUAUGGUCGCUGUGACUGUCCAGCCCGAAAGCAACAGGCCUCCAGUGGCUGUGCCUGGCCCCGACAAGGAGCUGAUCUUCUCAGUGGAGAGCACCACGCUAGAUGGCAGCAGGAGCACGGAAGACCAGGGCAUCGCCCUCUCCCACUGGGAGCACGUCAGAGGCCCCGGCGCCAGGCAGGUGGACGAUCCCGAUGAGGCCGUAGACGCCGUGCGGGCGCUCCAGGCGGGUGCCCACCGCUCCCGUGUGACCGUGACGGACCUGCAGGGGCUGAGCGGCACAAGUACCCUCACCAUGGCCGUGAGGAAGGCAAACAACAGCCCUCCCAGAGCCCAUGCUGGUGGCCACCGUGUGCUUGUGCUGCCUAGUAACGGCAUUACCUUGGAUGGUUCGAGGUCUACGGAUGACCAGGGAGUUGUGUCCUACCUGUGGGUCCGGGACGGCCAGAGCCCAGCCGCCGGGGAUGUCAUCGGCGGCUCCGACCACAGCGCGGCCCUGCAGCUUACCAAUCUGGUGGAGGGCGUCUACACGUUCCGCUUGCAAGUCGUUGACGGUCAGGGGGCCUCGGACACGGACACAGCCACCGUGGAAGUGCGGCCAGACCCCAGGAAGAGUGCACUGGUGGAGCUGAUCCUGCAGGUGGGCGUGGGGCAGCUGACCGAGCAGCAGAAGGACACCCUCGUGAGGCAGCUGGCAGCCCUGCUGAAUGUGCUGGACUCAGAUGUUAAGGUUCAGAAGAUCCAGGCCCACUCAGACUUCAGCACCAUCAUUGUGUUUUACAUCCAGAGUGGGCCGCCUUUCAAGGUUCUCAAAGCUGCUGACGUCCGAAAUUUGCACAGAUGGCUCUCAAAAGAGAAGGCUGAUUUCUUGCUUUUUGAAGUCUUGAGGAUCGACACAGCAGGCUGCCUUCUGCGGUGCUCAGGCCACGGCCACUGUGACCCCAUCAUGAAGCGCUGCGUGUGUUCCCAGCUGUGGAUGGAGAACCUGACUCAGCGUUACCUCCAGGAUGGGGAGAGCAACUGCGAGUGGAGUGUGUUCUACGUGGCAGCGUUGGCUCUCACUGUCCUCGGGCUGACCGGGGGCGUACCCUGGCUUUGCCUCUACUGCAGGAGACGAAAAAGGACUAAAAUAAGAAAGAAAACCAAGUAUACCAUCCUGGACAGCAUGGACGAGCAGGAGAGAAUGGAGCUGAGGCCCAAGCACGGUAUUAAACACCGAAGCACGGAGCACAACUCCAGCCUAAUGGUGUCCGAGUCGGAGUUUGACAGUGAUCAGGACACCAUCUUCAGCAGAGAGAGGAUGGAAAGAGGGAAUCCAAAGGUUUCCGUGAAUGGGUCCCUCAGAAAUGGCGCUCCCUUCAGCUAUUGCUCAAAGGACAGAUAA